Molecule: messenger RNA, 6887 nt
Organism: Cyprinus carpio (common carp)
Lineage: Eukaryota; Metazoa; Chordata; Actinopteri; Cypriniformes; Cyprinidae
Gene: tmc1
Product: transmembrane channel-like protein 1
Exons: 21
Biological process (GO): vestibular reflex; detection of mechanical stimulus involved in sensory perception of sound
Cellular component (GO): plasma membrane
Molecular function (GO): mechanosensitive monoatomic ion channel activity
Source: RefSeq, a predicted model, not a curated record
AUCCACUGUAAGGUUUGCCAUCUACACACUGAUGAUGAAAUCAUACCUUCCUGAUGAAAGUCUCCCAAGCCUGAAGACAACAACAAAGUCAACAACAGGCUCAUAAAAUGGGGUCUUGAACAUUUAGUAGGUGUGCCAGUGGCUGAGAGAAUGAGGCAGAGAGAAGAAGACAUGCUCAGAAUACAGUUACUGCCUGUGUCAGUUCUCCGAAGAUGGAAUCCCAAACGGUGCUGCUAAACUUAGCCAAGGAAAACAAUCCUGCUCUCUGCAGGGCGAAGAAUACAAGUACAGAGAUAGACACUCAAGCUCAUGGGAUCACACACACACACACACACACACACACACACAGAGAGAGACAUUGACACAGUAUGCACAAAUACACUUUAUGAAUACAAGUACCUGCUGAUUGGGAGAGUAAUGUGCACAAAAAUGGGUCAAACAUUGAAAAUGCAAUGUAGCCUAACAUCAUCUGAAUUCCCCUAGCUUUCUCAUUUAUUUCACCAGACAGCUUAAAAAGGUUUUAGUGACAUCAGGUGGUCAGGAUGUGUAACAACAAUGAAGGAAUCCACAAAUACUGUUUUUGUUGUUGGAUUCAAUGCUAUCACAUGCACUGAGCAUCUUCCUUACAUUCAUUUUAAAAAAAUUAGGAGAAAUCCCUGGAGAAAGCUGAGGUUAAAUAAGGAUGUAAUAAUAACAAGCUUAGUUCCUCUAUAAAUUAAUGGAUGAUUGAAUCAAGGGAAUAGUACUAAAGUCUUAAAGCCUGACCCACAAGGGUCACCAAUAACUUUUGUUCUCAGUAGCAUUUUUGGUAUUUUGGCAUUUUCUUUAAAUUCACUUUAAAAUAUUUGUCCUACCCUUUUAUCCAAAGUGACAUAUUGCAUUCAAGUUUUUUUUCUUUCAUGCAUUCCUUAUCAAACCCAUGACCCUGACGUUACUAGCACCAUGCUCUACGAUUAUCUUAUUCCUAUUAUGAAAUAUUGUUGGGAGCAUUUAGAACCAUAAUGACAAAGUUUAAUAAGAUUCAGUUACCUAUAAAUAUAAUAGCAUAUGAAGAUCUAUUUAAAGAACCUAGAAUCCUCUUUUUCUCUCCUUUUCCAUAUAUCUAAUAUCUCUAUUUCUAUACUUCUACUGUUCUGUGAAGCACCAUCCCACAGGACACCUCAGGCAUAUAUGAGUAAAAUCUUUUUUCCUAUUAAAUUCUCCGGAGACACUUUCAGACUUUCUGUUUUAAGUCUUUAUUUUAUGGCAGCUUUGGCUCUCAUGUGCCAGAUACUGUACACUGUUUGCUCUGUAUAAGUUUUGCAUGCCACUUUGUAUUUUAUCUAUGUAUUUUUUUACAGUCUUAAUAUCUAAUCUUAAUCUUGCAAUUUUACAAUGAUUGCACCAUUUCCUGCUAACUGAAACAGUAUUAAGACUAACUUUUGCACUAUAAUUGAAAGUACAGCUCACAAUGACUCUGGUUACCCUGCGGCACUAAUCGUCUAUUAUAUCCCUCUUUGCGCUUUCUAUAGUCAGUCAUUAGACCAUCAUCCUCUAUUUUGGCUUGGUACUGUGUGGCCCCCUUUCUUUUUGAAAAAAAGAGUCAUAAUUCUGUUGAAUAAUUCAAAGGGGUGAAAUUGAGAGGCUCUAGAGUUUCGACCGGUUAUUGUUCCUGGGCAAGGUCGCUGAAUGCUAGUAAAAAGUGAACUCUACAUGCAGGGUACUCAUCACCGCCAGGUUCGGUUCAGUCAGGGCAUGGUCCACUGCUACAACAUCAUCGCACACACACACACUCAUGUAUGCAUGGACACACACAUGAGGUCAACCACAUGCACAGAGUGAAGGCCACUCGGGAGGAGGAUGCCACGGCAUAAACUCAUCGCAUCUGAAAGUGACGUGAGCAUUGAGGUGGAUGAAGGGAAGGAUAAUGAAUUCAGCCUUUACUACGUGGAAGUGGAGGAAAACUCCAAGGGAGGUAAGGAGAAGCAGGCGACGCGAGAUGGCAAACGGAGAAGAGAGAGAAAUGGGGAAGUUAGCAGGAGAAGAGCUUCAGAGAAAAGAUCAACUGAGAUGGGUAAUAAAAGAGCAGAGAAGAAACAUGACAAACACCACAAAACAACAAGGAAAGAGGGUGAGAAAGACAGAAAAAGGCCAAGAAGAAGGAAUGCAGACGAAGAGGAGGCUGAGGAAGAAUCCAGCAAAGAGAAAAAGAACAUUAAAAAUGAAAGAACCAAGACAGUAAAACUGGAAGAUGAGAAGGAAAAAGAUGUGAAGAAAAAGAGAAAGAAGCAUGUUAAAAAUGAUGAGGACGAUGCAAAUCCUGGAAAGACAAAACAGAAAGAUUGUCAAGAGGUUGCCUUGAAGGAAAAGAAAAAGAAAAGAAGGAAGCCAGAGACUACCUCAGAAUCGGAGUCACAUUCUGAAUCGAACUCUGACGCCGAGUCAAAAGACAAUCAGGCAGUGGGAGUUUUGGGCUCUCUGACCCCAGAGGAGCUAGAACAGUUAAAAGAAGCGGUGGAUGAAAGGAAAAAGUUGAUCACCACACUAAAAGGAAAACCCUGGCCCAUGAAGAAAAAACUAGUUAUCCUUAGGGAGUCACAGGAGUUUGUGGAGAAAUAUGAAGGGGCUUUGGGAAAAGGCAAAGGCAGGAAACUGUACGCCUACAAGGUCCUGAUGAUGAAGAAAUGGAUGAAGUUUCAACGUGAUCUUGAGAACUUCAAAACUGCCUGCAUCCCAUGGGAGAUGAAGAUAAAGGAAAUAGAAAGUCAUUUUGGUUCAUCAGUUGCAUCUUACUUUAUAUUUCUGAGGUGGAUGUAUGGCAUCAAUAUGAUUUUAUUUGGACUGACAUUUGGGUUAGUAAUGGUUCCAGAGGCUCUCAUGGGAAAACCAUAUGGUAGUAUGCCCAGGAAGACAGUGCCCAGAGUGGAAGAGGCCAGUGCUAUGAAUUUUGCAGUCUUAUGGGAUUUUGGGGGUUAUGCUAAGUACUCCGUCCUCUUCUAUGGCUACUACAAUAACCAGCGGGCCAUUGGGUGGCUCAAAUUCCGCAUGCCCCUGUCCUACUUCCUGGUGGGAGUGGGUACAGUGGCGUACAGCUACAUGGUGGUAAUCAGGACUAUGGCCCGCAAUGCCAAUGAAGAAGGUGGCGGAGAUGACACCAGUUUCAAUUUCAGUUGGAAGACAUUCACUAGUUGGGAUUACCUCAUUGGAAAUCCUGAGACAGCAGACAACAAGUUUGCUUCCAUCACCACUAGUUUUAAGGAGGCCAUUGUGGAGGAGCAAGAGAGCAGAAAAGAUGACAACAUCCACCUGACGAGGUUCCUUAGAGUGCUGGCCAACUUCCUGGUACUCUGCUGUCUGGCAGGGAGUGGGUACUUGAUCUACUUUGUAGUACGCAGGUCUCAGAAGUUUGCUCUGGAGGGACUGGAGAACUACGGCUGGUGGGAGAGGAAUGAGGUGAACAUGGUGAUGUCUCUGUUGGGAAUGUUCUGUCCGAUGCUGUUCGACGUGAUCAGCACUUUAGAGAACUAUCAUCCACGCAUUGCCCUCCAGUGGCAGCUGGGACGCAUUUUUGCCCUUUUCCUCGGGAACCUCUACACGUUCAUCAUCGCUCUCAUGGAUGCCAUCCAGCUAAAAAGGGCAGAAGAGGAGAUUGUGAAGAAGAAUAUGACAAUUUGGCAAGCUAACCUGUACAACGGGACUGUGCCAGACAACUCAACUGCUCUUCCGAUCACAGUGCACCCUGCUGAUGUUCCCAGAGGGCCUUGCUGGGAGACAAUGGUUGGACAGGAGUUUGUUCGUCUCAUUAUUUCUGAUACAAUGACGACUUACAUCACUCUGCUAAUUGGGGAUUUCCUCCGUGCUGUACUGGUGCGAUUCCUAAACAACUGCUGGUGCUGGGAUCUGGAGUAUGGGUUUCCAUCCUAUUCAGAGUUUGACGUCAGUGGGAAUGUUCUGGGGCUGAUCUUCAAUCAGGGGAUGAUCUGGAUGGGGGCAUUCUACGCUCCAUGUCUUCCAGCGUUAAAUCUUCUCCGGCUUCACGUGUCCAUGUACCUGCAGUGUUGGGCGGUGAUGUGUUGCAAUGUGCCUCAGGAACGGGUCUUCAAAGCUUCAGGCUCCAGUAACUUCUACAUGGCCAUGCUGCUCGUCAUCCUCUUCCUCUCUACACUGCCAGCUAUAUACACCAUUGUCUCCAUUCCUCCCUCCUUUGACUGUGGACCUUUCAGUGGGAAAAACCGCAUGUUUGAUGUAAUUCAGGAGACCCUGGAGACAGACUUUCCUGCCUGGUUCAGUAAAGUAUUCAGUUACGCCUCGAACCCCGGGCUGGUGCUGUCCUUUCUUCUGCUCCUGGUUCUUGCAAUAUAUUAUCUGCAGUCCACUUCUAAAACGUACAAAAGGGUAAACAUGGAGCUGAAAAAGAAACUUCAAACUCAAAAUGAGGAAAACAAGAGAAAGAACAAACUCGCAGCCUUAAAAGCAGCUAAUGAACUGGAGCAGGCGAAGAAAGCAGGAGAACAAUGCAGCAACAGUGCCUCCGAUUUGGGAGUGAAUGAAGAAAGCAGCAGCAUAGAUGAAGCAGGGCAUCACAGACAAGCUGGACAGAACGGUCGCUUAAUUCACCCUUCACAGUGUCAGGAUACUCAAAACUCUGAACCUCCCGUCUCCUCAACCCACACAACUACCAGACCCCCUGCAUCCCGGGGCCACACGGCUUCUGGACAUCUUCCAGGUCACCCACAGAAAAACGCUCACUCAAACAGAAAAUAAACAGCACAGAUGUAAAUAGAUAAAUAGAUGAAUCUCUAUGUUGCAUGCACGACAUUUGCCACCUAUAUGACCGUUUUUAUUUCUUGUUGAACUUGAUACAGUAUAAAUCCUGUGCCCAGGCAUGCAGCACAUAUCAUGAAUGUCUCAGUGGAGCUCAAGGACUUGGUGGCUAUGUAAUUCUAGAAUGAUAAGUCUUAUCUCUGUGAAAGAGAAAUGACUGCUCUUGUUACACGCAGGCCAAACUAGGGUCAAACUAUUUCUUCAUUUGUUUUUUUUUAUAUUUAGUUUUAGAAAUAUUUGCUGGAUUGUUGGUUUACUUGCCAGUUGCAACUACUUAUUAAACUACAGCUGAAGUUCAGGGGCGUUUCCAACCUUUCAUUAGUACUGGGGCACAGGCUCCCCUUUCAAAAAAGUGUGCUCAUAUUUUGAUACCCUUUUUCAAAAUCACUUUUACCUGUAGUACAGAGUUGUUCACACAAGCUGCACAUGCAAUAAAGAGCUGCUUUGUCAUUACACAAACGAUAGAGCACAUUUGCUAGCUUUGUUUUCUAGGUAAAACUUUAGUAUAGGGAUCAAUUCUUACUAUUGACCAGUUGCUCAUUAGCAUGCCUAUUAUCAACAUAUUAGCUGUUUAUUAGUAUUUAUAAAGCAUUUAUUCUACAUGACCAUAUUCUACAUCCCAAAAUCCUACCCGAUAACUAAACUGAACAACUAUCUUAUUAACUAUUAAUAAGCAGCAAAUUAGGAGUUUAUUGAGGCAAAAGUUGUAGUUAAUGAUUUUUGUCAAUAGCGAGAAGUGGACCUUAAAAUAAAGUGUGACGGUUUUCUACAAUGGAUAGUGGGUAGAAAUCCACUUCAUCCAGAGCUCUUUUUUGUUUUAUAAAUUGUCUGGUUACUAUUGUGGUGUGAUAAAACCGGUGCGGACAAUUCAGUGAGUGAACAGUCUUAAUGAAUCAAACUGAAUCACAAACAAUUUAAGACCUUUAUGCAAACCUGUUUGACUCAUUAGAUCAAAAGAGUGAUUAGUUCGCGAAUCUGAGAUCAUUAGUUCUGAUUCUAAAAAGCUGAUAGAAAAAAAGCACAAAAUAUUCUCAUUUUUCAACACUUAAGAUUGACAGUUUGGCCCUGCCCACCAUUAUGCCUCUUCUUUCCAUUUCAUUGUUUCCCCACUCUCCAAUCCAUGCAGCUUUAUCUUGAUCAGCGUGUCAGGUGCCCCACAACAUUUCCAUGUACAUUACUGUAUUCUCAAAUCUGCUCUCAGCUCUAGGCGUGUCUGAUGUCUCGGAUUAUUUUCCUGCAGCCACAGAUUUGGCAGUGAAGAUGCAUGUGGCUCAUUUGUCAUGCCACGGCCCACACUGUUCUGUUUGGGGUUACACUGUGUUCCAUUUAUGUGAGGGCAUUUGUUCCCAACCCACUACUAGAGGAUAGUAAAAACAUUGAGAAUAUCAUCUGAGCACCUUCUUUGACGCUAGACUGAAAAGAUCUUACAAUCCCAAGAAAUGUAUAUCUCUGUAUCAAAUCUUGACGAUUACUUAUAAGAGAAUUGGCGCAUAAGUUUCAUUAACAUUGCAAAUGCUCAUCCAUAAUUCAUGAGCAGACUUCAUUAAGUAUUAACAGGAGUCAUUUGAGAUUUUGUUUAUUUGUUCAUUUAGGGAGCCAUUGUUCAUUUGAAGAUACAGCUCUUUUUGAAUUCAUUUUAUAUGGUCCGGAAAAUGCUAGGAAAUCAAGAUAAGUGAAAACUGAACAACUUGUAAGACCAAAUAACAACUUUUUGUGUUGUGUACCUGCUUGUGAACCUUGAUGAGGUCUUCACAAGCCACCACUGAGAAACUUCUUUUAUAUACGGGACAUCUGAUCUGUGUGAUUGUAGUUCUGUUACCGGACGUUAUAGUAGUAGACCUCUUGUGCAUAAUUAACUCAAAACAAUUACUGGUAUUCGGCUGCUGUGUCUGAGCAAGAAGGUUAGUUUCCUUUAAAGUGCCCGAAUUUCCUGUCGACAUAAUGCUUUAUUUACACAAACUGAAGAAUAAAGACACAUUUAACCAUAGCUAAACCAUAGUUCAGUAUAUGAACUGAUAUAGAACCAAGCAAAAAGGGUGUUAAGAGAAUAAAAAAUUGAAAAACAGUUACCUCUUGUACUAAGA